CUGGCUUUGUAUCAGUGAUCAAGGACCACAGGCAGACUGUCCGAAUUUACAGUCGAGGAUGGGAUCUUAAUAAUAACGUAAAAAUUCUAAUCUAAUCGUUGAUGAAGUUCGGAGCUGCACACGAAAAAGCCAGCAAAGCGGGUUUUGGACUGAAACGAUUCCCUAAUCGUCAUGCUCUAAAAGGGAAUAAUGUGUUCGAAACCAACAACUAAGUUAUGAUUGACAAUGGAUAGGUUCUAAAACGUUUUUUUAAGGUAAAAAGUUGAGAACAGAAAUAAUAGACCGCAUAUGUUUGCGCAGAGUGCAUGUCUUGUUUUUGUUUUUUAGAUAGGCUAGAGUUGCUGUAAAUCUGAGACGAAGGUUGAUGCGUUUAGAUAGGACACUGUUGCAGUUUGUAAAUGUAUGUUAGCCCACCAAGCCGUCCAGUCAAACGACAGUAUGUUGCAUGUAACGGAGUACUGACUGUGCACAAGCUUUUAACUUGAGGGGAAGCAUUCUGCCUACUUUUCCUUGAGGGAAUUGUCGGGGUGACAUAACACACCACCAUGGAUCUUCUUGAGUGCCCAAUCUGUCUGUUCCUCAUGUGCGAACCAGUUACGAUGUCGUGCGGCCACUCAUUGUGCCGUCGGUGCCUGGGGACAAACUUGCCAUCGAGAUGUCCGACCUGCAAGGAACGGCUAAAACAGAAAGACGCAAAAAAUAUAAAAAACAAUGUAUUGCUGAUUAGUGUCAUUGAAAAGUGCCGCCCUGACGAGACAAAGAUGAAGUGCCAAAUCCUUGAGAAGCUGAAAGCCAGCGAAUUCACUGACGCUUUACGCAUCGCUGACGAGGGGAUAGAACAAGCUCCAGAUGACGUGUGUCUGAAGGUGUUCAGAGCCGAGGCCAGCGUGGGCCUGAGGUGCUACCCUGACGCCCUGAGGGACCUGGACGACCUCUGCUGCACGCGCCCCAACUGGACCGAGGGAUUCUUCCGGAAAGGGAACGUGUUGCUGGAGAUGGGCCGUCAGACAGAGGCUCUGAUCCAGUUCCACCGCUGUCUGAAGCUCCAGAGUGACUUCCUUCCUGCCAAGAGCCAGAUUAAGAAGAUCCUAGAGGCUGAGGGCAUGGCAGUCCCAGAAGAAGUACAUUGUAUCCUGCAGGUGGUUUCCGAGUACCUGAAAGAGCCCUGCCCUAUCACCAGCCUGGGGGGCUCCCAGGGGCCCACACACAGCCACACACACAGCCACACACACACCCACACACACACACACACUCACACACACACUCACAAACACAGCGAAGGGCACCGGUUCCCUCCUCCGGAGGAGGAGAAGGAGGAGGGAGAGGCCAAUGGAAGAUUAGAGUCACUCCAGACUUCCUCUAAGGCGAAGCACGGCUCCAGCACGGAGUGCUGCUUGAGUCUCUGCCAGGCCGUGUCCUUCCUGCCCACAGCGGAGGAUGACGAGGAACUCAUGAUGAGGAAGGAUGAGAGGAACCGGCGGGGUGAGUGCUGCCAGGACAGCCAGACGGUGCUGAGUGUGCUCACCGUGUCAGACUUGGAGUGUCCUCUCUGCAUCCGGUUGUUCUAUGAGCCAGUGACUACCCCGUGUGGCCACACCUUCUGCAAGAACUGCAUUGAGAGGAGCCUGGAUCACAACCUGCGCUGUCCACUCUGCAAGCAGCCCUUACAAGAGUACUUCAAGAACAGGAAGUACAACCCCACAGCGCUGCUCCAGGAGGCCAUUUCCCGCCUCUUCCCCCAGCAGCUGUCUGAGAGGAUGCAGGUGCACGAGACUGAGAUGGCCGAGCUGUCCAAUCUAACUACGAACAUCCCUAUCUUCGUGUGCACGGUGGCCUACCCGGGUGUGCCCUGCCCCCUGCACAUCUUCGAGCCACGCUACCGCCUCAUGAUGCGCCGCUGCAUGGAGACGGGCACCAAGAAGUUUGGCAUGUGCAGCUACGAGCACGGCAAAGGCUUUGCGGACUACGGCUGCAUUCUGGAGAUCCUGAGCCUGGAGGUGCUGCCUGAUGGGAGGUCGUACGUGGACACGGUGGGGGGCAGUCGCUUCCGGGUGCUGAGGAGGGGUCAGAGGGAUGGAUACCAAACUGCAGACAUCGAGUACCUGGAGGACCACAAGGCUGACGAAUCAGAGCUGGAGCAGCUGCAGGGUCUCCAUGACAGCGUGUACCAGCAGGCUCAGGACUGGUACCAGCGCCUCAACAGCCGCAUCCGGGAGCAGAUCAGCCGACAGUACGGAACCAUGCCUGACAAGGAGGACAACAUCCAGGAGUCCUCCAACGGCCCUGCCUGGUGCUGGUGGCUGCUGUCUGUGCUCCAGCUGGACCCAGCCUACCAGACCACCGUGCUCUCUCUCACCACGCUCAGGGACCGCCUGGGGCACCUGCGCAUCGUCCUGGAGUACUUCUCCCAGAGCUAGACUCGGGACACACACACGCAUUUACACACACACACACACACACACACACACACACACACAGGGAUACGGAGUGUGUGUUGUGAGCCGUUUGUCACAAGCCUCCAGAUGUCCUCAGGUCCCGAGGUUGGGGGCUUCACACUCGCGUUCAGCACACUGGACUGGUCGAACACACAUGGCACUCUUGCUUUUGGAGUUGGAUUAAGUUAUUUCUAUUGUCUCUCCUGGAACGGGGGAUGUGCGUCUCCCUUUUAUAGUUUUUUUUUUUUAAGUACUACGUAGAUCAGAAUGUUUCCGAAUGUGGUUUUAUUUAGGUUAGGUUUUGUUUGCGGUGGCAUAGAAACCUUAGAAUGGACAACCAAAGAUUUCACCUGUCAGACAACAGAAAACCAAUCGUCUGGUGUCCGUGAGGCUGAUCACCUGCAGGCUGGUGCAUGCUGGUUGACGUAGGGCCUGUUGUUGCGUGGUGCCGCCACUAGGUGUCGCUGUUCCGCUCUCCCUCUCUGACGCGCAUGGCAGAAGGCCCGCCGUGUUCCACGGUGUCCACUGAACAGAGUCAGCUGGCGAGUGCUCAGUGUGUGAAGAGCACACACGCAACAAUUCCGAAAAUAGGAAAGUGUCCAAAUCUGAACUUUGAAACAACAACCAAAAAGUCUUACAUUGAUUUUGAAGAGCUUGUGAUUUGUAUUUAGAAUUCAGAUUUUAUGAUCAUCUGGAUUUAGUAAAAUAAUGGAUAUAAUGGAAUGGAUGUUGGGAGUGGGACCCGCAUCACUUCUAAUGCUUGUGGAACAGAGAACAUCUGUUGUGGUUUGUAUGUCUAUCGCCCGUUGAUUCUGUUACUUUACAAUUCUUUAAGUAUUAAGGCUGAUUGCCGUUAUAAGCAUAAGUAGUCAAAUGAUGUAUAUCAACACUGAAUAGUCAGAACGUAUGUGUUGCUAUAAUUGAUUAUGUCCGAGGCAACUUCCUGUCUAAAAUGUGUGUCAGGUCUGCCAGGUGGACAUAGAGAUGACAUAUGAAGAGAUGGUGGUUUACAUAUAUAGAGAGAGGGAGGUAGAGGAAGUUGUAAGUGUUGCUGUUUUCCAGUACAUGUGUGUUUGUCACCAGUCAUCCUCUGCUUUUGGUGCUCAACCUGAUGGGUUCACACACCAGACAAACAGCAACCUUAUCCUUCAAUCGUUCUCAGGUGUAGAAAACCAGCCGCGGUGAGCAGGGCGUCUUACCACGUGCGGCCACCAGGUGGCAGUAGAUGACUGGGUCUAUGUCCUCCUGACAGCUGUUAGUGGAGGCCGGGUUUUCUGCUGGAGUGCAUGCAGCCUAGGACCUGUCCCAAGCCAUAGUGAAGCUAAGUAGUAAUGCCAUAGUGCACAGAUGGUCCCUCCAGGCCUCUGCUGUGCCCAGGGGGGCCUGGCCGGGGAAUGAGCCUGCUCGGUGAUGCCUCCGUGGGGGCAGAGACACCAAGCUGUGCCCCCUGCGGACUCCCCACCCCUCUAGUGAAGAUGCCCUGAGUGCCUGCAUGGAUCUCCAGAGCUGUGUGUUAGGAGAGGGGACACACUUUGCAGUUGUUUCUUAUUGUCGUUUCUUUCGCUGGUUUUGUUUUAUGUGAGGUUUAGUGCCACAUUCCAUCGAAUGUUGAAGCUGCAAUGUUACACAAUGAUUUACUAGCAAACACAAGCUUAAACAUUGGUGAAAAGAGAAAACACAUUUCUACAAUCAUUGUGCCAUUGAUUACAUGUAAUACUGUCAUUUUGGGGGUUUAGAUCAGUUUGUUGGGAUGAAGUCAUGGCCAAUUUGUAGGAAAAUGCCUGCCACCCAGAUACGAACUGUCACUUGUCCAGACUCGAGUCCAUCUGUGCUGAACAGUGAUUGGCAGAUUAUGAGGGCUACACUGAGGGCAACACUGUUCAGAUGAUAUUUUCAGCCCUGGAGGUAGAGAGUUACAGGCCCAAUUACACACACAAGUGUCAUGCCCCUCCAGACGGAGAGAUGCACAGAGGAAUGGACAGACUCAGGGACAGGCUGGGCCACCCUCCCUGGGCCACCCUCUCUGGGUCCCCCUCCUGUUCUGGAAAUAGCCAUUGAGAGCUUGUUCAGUCCCAGUUUCAGACAAAUUGGGAUCGAUCUCACUCUCUUAACAAAAAAAGGGAUUUAUUUCUUAGAGAUUUCUGGAGAGAUGGUUGGUGUAGGGUUAGGGUUAGCUGAGCGUGUAGGUGGAGAUGACCACGAAGCCCUGUGGCCUCACAGUGAGGUCAUAGAGGGACAGAAUUUCCUGUCUGACGUGCUUGAUCCAGGAAGUGUGAACUGUUUUUGUGUACUUUUAGCAUUUUGCUUAUCCUCACACCCUUUUCAUUGGAGGUGACUUUUUUUGCACAGUAAUGGAUUUGCAUGUCCUGGUUUUUCUAUUGUUCAGUAAUAGUGCCCGCCAUAGAUAUAUCCAUAAUGUUGGGCUGUUUUUAUCAACAAACCAAUAUUGUUUGAUUGUUAAGUUAUGCUGUCCACUUAAACACAUACUAUUGUUUAGUAUAUUUAUCCUUGGUUUAAAUAAAGAGGGGACAGAAAAUAAUGUCACUAUCAAUUGAAAUGUUUGGAUUCAGGAUUAAACAGUGUUCAUUGCUGCAAGUGAAUCAUUCAUCUGAUGCUACAGAACUCUGGAGGUCCAGUGUGAUUGGACUUCUGUAUGUGUCACAGACAUUAUUGAAUCUCAAUGCACUGAAUCAUUGUACUGAGUGAAAGUGAACUGAAUCAUGUACUGAGUCAAUAGGUACGUUCGACUUCAUGCAGCGCCGGCGUCGCCUGCAGCCCGGCUGACUUGAAGCAGCCAAUGGCAUUUUCAGCUUCAAGGCAUCCGGCUGCAGCCGGCUGUCGGAGCUGCAUGAAGUCGAACGCACCUAAAGUGAACUGAAUCAUGUACUGAGUCAAAGUUAACUGAAUCAGACCAAUGAUCCAUGUAUGCAUGACUUUUUAGGAAUCCAUCUAGGAACAAAAGUAACAUGUUGAAAAGGUGGUUUGGGUUAUUUGGUGAGAUAAAGACUGACUGUCAAAGCCUUGUAUGUUUGUCAUAAUGGUGUCAGAUUCGCAGAAAGGUCUGUGUUCUAUGUAUGAAUAGUGUGGUGGUCAAUCUUGAAUUAAAACGGUUAACAUUGGAAUACUUUCUAAUCAGUUCGAAUAGUAAUACUAAUAGUCAUAUUACAGGACUGAGGACACGUAACACCAGAUACAUCUUCUUUGCCUCCAAUAACUCUUCAGUACAUUGAAUUGUUGAUAUCAUCAAUAAAGUUGUUGAAAUGACUAUUUGUUGUUUAAU
Osmerus eperlanus (European smelt) is the source of this 5715-nucleotide messenger RNA. RefSeq names its product LON peptidase N-terminal domain and ring finger 4 (gene lonrf4). The transcript has 12 exons. The record is from RefSeq and is a predicted model, not a curated record. NCBI's taxonomy places the organism in Eukaryota, Metazoa, Chordata, Actinopteri, Osmeriformes, Osmeridae. Gene Ontology annotation, molecular function: ubiquitin protein ligase activity; protein binding. The coding region runs from base 546 to 2417 and encodes 623 amino acids.